Molecule: messenger RNA, 6198 nt
Organism: Melopsittacus undulatus (budgerigar)
Lineage: Eukaryota; Metazoa; Chordata; Aves; Psittaciformes; Psittaculidae
Gene: REXO1
Product: RNA exonuclease 1 homolog
Exons: 16
Coding region: 93-3803 (1236 amino acids)
Cellular component (GO): nucleus
Molecular function (GO): nucleic acid binding; exonuclease activity
Source: RefSeq, a predicted model, not a curated record
UUCCAAGAUGGCGGCGGGGCCGGUACCGGCGCUGUGAGCGCGCUGUAACCGCCGCUCCUCCUCCAUCCCCGGCCCCCUCCGCAGCCGCCGGGAUGCUGAGAUCCACCGGUUACUUCCGCGGCAUCGACUGCCCGUUCCUCACCUCCGGGGGGCCGGGCGGGGGCCCACCCUGCCGCCGGCCCUACUGCCACUUCCGGCACCCCCCGGUGGCGGCGGCGCGGUGCGGAGCCUCCGGUGGCCCCGUCCCGGGGCUCGCAGUCGGUCACGGCGCAGAGCGAGGCUAUGAUCCCUACAACCCUGAGCUGCCCAGGCCCUCGCUGGAGGUGGAGGAUGGUGCUCUGGCUGACAUGACAGAUGUGACACCCAGUAUUCUGGAGCUGGAGCUGGUCAACAAAGCCAUUGAGGCAGUCAAAAACGAAGUGGAGAGAGAGCAGAAGAAGUAUGAAGAGCUGCUAGAAACGACAAAGGAGUUGAGUGCUUCAGAGGCCUCCUCACUCAUUUCAAAUACACCUGUGUCAGCUGGUGGGACACAGAAUGAUUCAUUUACCUCCUUAGAGUAUAAUCCAGGUAGCUACAACUUUAAUAAUAACUCGGACUACAACCCUACACCUCUGGCUGCUGCUAGCCAGUCAAGUAAAUACACUUUGCAUGCUUCCCGAUCUAAAGGGAGCUCACUGGAAUAUGUUCCCAAGGCUGUAAUGCAGAAUAAGAAAUACAGUAGCACUGUCACUAACAGUAAAUAUGUGAUUGAUGACUCGAAGCCUUCUACAGACUUGGAAUAUGACCCACUUUCAAAUUACUCAGCGAGGCUUUUGAGCAAAGCUACGACAAAGGAGCCAAAAGGGUCCAAAAGGGGUAGAGUGCCCAGUUAUGAGGAGUCUUACUCUCCUUCACAAAAGAGGUUCUGUGAAGAACUUGAUGAUGAUGAGGUGUGUGCCAGGUUCUCUUCCUCUGAGGAUGAGGCUGAUGUGGAAUAUAAGGCAACUUCUGUGAGUUCCCAGUCAAAAGCUGGUUCCGAAAGCGAGUCAAGUGAUGGGUUAUCCCACAAAGAGCAGAGCACCAAGGUGGGUGAUUUCGCUUCCCAGGAUAGCAAAGGAACAGCAGUGCAGUAUGGCACGGAGGACCAUCCAAGUUCACAGAAAAACCUUGCUAAAAACUCAUCAGACAAGAGUGCAAAAGCAGGGAAAUUGUGUGCUGGUAAGAACGGGCAGGAGAUUGAGCAUAAAAACAAAGACUCAAAAGACAAAACAAAAAGGAAGAAAUCAGAUGUUAGUAAAGCACUUGGGGUAAAUGAGAUUGGUAAGAAGGAGAAAAGUAAAAGUACAGAAAAAGACAAAGUGCUCAAAAAAGAAGAAAAAUUAAAACCCAAGAAUGAGGAGAAAAACUGCAAAGAGAAAAGUGUCAAAGGGAAAACUGAUGGGAGUUUAAAGAAACCUGAAAAACACAAGUUGGAGAAAACAGAUGGGCUUAAGAAAGACAAAUCCAAGUUGGGCAGCAGUAGUUCAGGGAAAAGCAAGAGUGAAGGUGUCAGCAAAGGCUCUAGCACAGAGAAGCUGGGGAGCAGCAAGAAAGACUCCAAGCUGAAAACAGCUGAUAUGAAAAAUGGCAAAGAAACCUCUGGUCAUAAAAACAAAGAGAAAGGGACCAAGGCUCCAGCACUGGAGCGAAAGAAGGAAAAGGUCAGUUCUGCAGAAAAAGGAGAUCCAAAGAAGGGUCAGAAGCAGCAGAGUCUGAGUCACGUUGAUCUGUUCGGUGAUGAGAGUGGAGAUGAUGAUGACAAAGGCUGGCCUUUGCCAUCCAAGUUACUUGACGUGAGCUCGGACUCGGAUGGUGGUGACUGUGGUUCAGACUCUGAGAGUGAAAACGAAGGGACAAAGAAAGUGAAACACUCUAAGCUGUCAAAGUCAUCAUCAUCUUCCUCAACAUCUGAUGACAUUGAUUAUUCCAUCCUUGAGAAAGACGUGGACUUUGAGUCGGAUCCGAUGGAAGAGUGUCUCAGGAUUUUUAAUGAAUCUACAGAUGUGAAAACUGAAGAUAAGGGAAGGCUGGGGAAACAGCCAUCCAAAGAGGAAGGAAAUGAAGAAAAGACAGAAGACAGUUUAACUACCUUGUUUCCUGGCCAGAAAAGGAGGAUCUCUCAUCUUGUCAAACAAGGAAAUGCUGAGGUCCCGAGCAAGCCUGUAAUCCGGCCGUACCGUCCCCCCACGGCUCAGGAGGUGUGUUACCAGAGGAUCCAGCUGGCUCAGCAGCAGGCAGCACAGCUGGCUGUGGCCGUGCAAAAGGGCUCUCUUUCCUUGCCAGGAGAAAAGAGGAGGAUUGCUCAUGUGCCAAAUGUAGCCCUCCCCGCAGCAGCCAAACAAAGCCUCGUGAGUAGUAAGACGUCUGCUGCUGGCAGGAGUGUCACACCUUCCAAUGACUCUGAAGCACCCACCCUUUCUCUGAAGGCUUGCACCUUAGCUGGGAUGGCUUCAAAGACCACCAGCACCAUCAUGCCGAAAAGGAUAGCGCAUGUUCCCUCCUUACAGAGCACCAGCUUACAGAGGCCUGUUAUUCCCACAGAAUUUGGUGCUAAAGUCCCAACAAACAUUCGUCAAAGAUAUCUGAAUCUCUUCAUUGAUGAGUGCCUGAAAUUCUGCUCGUCCUCCCAGGAAGCAUUUGACAAGGCCCUGUCAGAAGAGAAGGUGGCUUAUGAACGUAGCACCAGCCGCAACAUCUACCUGAACGUGGCAGUGAACACCUUAAAGAAGCUCCGAAGCCUGGUGCCCAAUUCCCCCACCAGUACGAACAAGACAAGUAACAAGAAAGUGGUGUCCCAUGAAGCUGUGCUGGGAGGGAAGCUUGCUGCUAAGACAAGUUUUACUCUAAACCGGUCAGGGAGCUUGAGAGCAGAGGAUUUAACAGGGGCUGCCUUGUACCGGCGACUGAAGGAAUAUCUCAUGAGUGAAGAACAGCUAAAGGAAAAUGGUUACCCAAUGCCUCACCCAGAGAAGCCCGGCCGUGCUGUCCUGUUCACUGCAGAGGAGAAGAAAACAACUGACUCCUCCUGCAGGAUUUGUUGUCGCUGUGGCACCGAGUACAUGGUCUCAGCCUCUGGAACCUGCAUUCGCAAAGAGGAGUGUGUCCAUCACUGGGGAAGGCUACGCAAGCAGAGAGUGCCAGGCGGAUGGGAAACUCAUUACAGCUGCUGCUCAGGAGCUGUGGGUUCACCGGGCUGCCAGGUUGCUAAACAACACGUCCAUGAUGGGAGGAAGGAGAGCCUUGAUGGCUUUGUGAAGACUUUUGAGAAGCUGCCUACAACUGAUGGCUACCCUGGAAUCUACGCAUUAGACUGUGAAAUGUGCUACACUAAGCAAGGACUGGAGCUGACAAGAGUAACAGUGAUCAACUCUGACCUGAAAGUGGUGUAUGACACCUUUGUCAAACCAGACACCAAGGUGGUGGACUACAACACCAGAUUCUCAGGUGUGACAGAGGAGGACCUGGAGAACACUAGCAUCACCCUGCGGGAUGUCCAAGCCGUCCUACUGAACAUGUUCAGUGCAGAUACCAUUCUGAUAGGGCACAGCUUGGAAAGUGACUUAUUUGCACUAAAGCUUAUCCAUGGCACAGUGGUGGAUACGGCCAUCGUCUUUCCCCACCGCCUGGGUUUGCCUUACAAACGGGCUCUCCGGACACUGAUGGCAGACUACCUCAAGCGCAUCAUCCAGGACAAUGUGGAAGGGCAUGACUCCAGUGAAGAUGCCAGAGCCUGCAUGGAGCUGAUGGUCUGGAAGAUCAAAGAAGAUGCUAAAGUGAAACGAUGACUUGCGCUUUCUCUCUCCUGUUCCUCCUCCACCUCUUUGAAGCAGUGCAAUAAAUACUCAGAGUAACACUGUCCACCUGUACGCAGCAGCAUGCUACCCCAGGCUCCCCGUGCACUCCCAGGUAUCUAUGGGACUUCAGGACUCCUGCUGGCACUGCUGAAUGGCACCAGCUCACUGCCUGCAGGUCCCUCUGACCAGAUAAUGGCUGUCAGAUCCUCUUUACUCCACCUGAGGGAUACUCUGUGGUACAAUUGCCUUGUAGGCAAGGCGAGGUGGUUUUGAGUAGCACAGCCAGAGAAAGAACUUCUUGGUUCCUAAAAGAAGCUUUUAGAGGUAGGUCAGAUAUGUGCAGAAGGAUCUUUUUGGUUCAGUUAAAGGUAGAUCUUUUUCCUUUUCUUUCAAAUGUAAUGUAUAUUGCCUCUGUGCUCUAAAGUUGGUGGAUUCCCAGUGCUUGGAGAUGGGAGAGAUAGAAGAAGGUUGGGCAGGAAGCUGUAAAGUGCAUGGAUUGCCUAGUUUGUGUGUGAAUGGCAAGCAAAAGGGUGGUGAGAGCUGAGGGUCAAGCCAUGUGGGAGGAGAUCCUAGUGCAAUCCCACUGUGGAGGAGAAAGCCAGAGCCACAAGAGGCAGAGGUUGUCUCUGAGAGCAUGCAAUGGGAGCAGCAGGUCAGAAAGGAAUGAGAUGGGUCAAGGGGAAUUACUGCCUGCUGCAACCAGGUGAUGUCUUCAGUGAGGGCUGGUGUCCUGGGCACAAGGGGCAAACCACGAGUGUCAGCCCUUGCCCAGAGCUCAGGGAGCUGUGUGUGGUAGUGAGGCAAGGGACAGAGGGCCUUGGACAAACUGGGCUCCCAGAGCCAGGCAGCAACUUGCAGCCUUCCAGGAGAGGAGAGGGGGAAGAGCAGGCGUUUGCAGGUUGGGAUCAUAGAAUCAGCUAGGUUGGAAAAGGCCUUUAAGUCUAACCUAAGCUUCCAGCAUGUCUCCAGUGAGCUGUAGGGAUCAAGGUGUUUGGGAGCACCUAGGUGUAAGAUUGCACCUAAGGGUGGCCCUUUGCAGUCUGCAGGACUUCCCAUCAGUCUGCCCCUGAGAGCAGGGACUUGGUGCAGGCAAGAGCAAAAGCAAUAGUAAAAAUGACUCUUUUAAACCAAUUUCUACAUUGGUUGUUUUGAGAAGAGCAAAAGACCCAGAUACUGUCUGACCCCUUGGACAACAGCAACUGUCCAGAGUGUGCCCCCAUUGUGCUUGUGGCGACUGGGGCAGGAGCACACUGGUGGCUGUGGUUGGGGCAACAGCAGAGCAGCUUGAAGUGGUCUCUGGUAGAUGUGGGUUUGUAGCUGAGGUCCAGGCAGCAGCUUAGCCCCUUUCUUAGCACAGCCACUGCCUCAGCUGGAACUGUGACCGCUUCCCAGUGGUGGCUGUUGAUGGCCCUGGCACGGGUGAGCUGCGUGGCCCCAGUGGCAUCGUGGCACAGGAGCUGCUGGGCUUUGGUUCCUGUUGGAGCUGGGGCUGGCAGGGCUGGGUUGGAGGCUGGGGAUGUGCUGUGUGUCCCCCAGCACAUCCUGUGACCGGUCCCAUCUCUGUGCCCAGUGUGGUGGGGGCUGCUGGUGUGGCUCUCCCCAUCCCACUGCUGUCCUCAGAGGUGAGGAUGUGGCUUCCAGGGCCUGACCUCUACCAGGCUCUCCUGAAGCCACCAGCAGCAAUGGGGACUGUACAGUCCUGUUACUGCUGAGCCCUCCUGAGCUGCUUCUGCCGCUCCCAGCCUGUUUGUUAUCCCAACCCUCAGGCUGUGCAGCUCCCUGCCAGUGCCCCAGUGCUCCAUAGGGCACAUCACAUAGAAUGUGAUCACAUCCAGCUCUCCUUUGCCAAGCUGCCUCCUUCCCUGCUGUGGGGCUUCCAUGUGAAGCAGCCUUGGGACACCUUGUCUGGUCCCCCUCUCCCAUUGCCUGCAGGGAACAAUCUGUUCCUGCCCAGGCUGCAGGAGAGUUGGGAAGUUCAGGGCUUCCUAGCCAGGCAGGGAAGAGGCUUCUGCCUCUUUUCCUUCUUCAUCCCCCUGUUUAUCUUCCCCCCUGGCUGCAGUGUACCUGGGGCAGCCUCCAUCUACCCUGCAGCCACGUUAGAGCUCAGAGCUGGCACUUGCCUCCAGGUUCUCCCAUUACUCUCCAGGCAGUCCCAGCGGACCUCACUCAUUCCCUUCCCUUUAUCCCACGGUUCACUUGGGACCCCCUAAAAUGAGGCUUCUGCUUCCACCUGCGCUGUCGCUGUGGGUCUGAGCAAGUGCUGGACCCCUGUAACACUGUAAACCCAGGAGCUGGUGGUUGGUGAGAGGGGUUUGGGUUGUACAGAACUGUUGUAACCUGUAACUUUUUGUAAUUGUUUUUAAUAAAAGGGUGUUGACUAAAUGCA